CCUCUCCUAUUGAGUUGCCCACCUUUCACACGACUUGAAAUCCGAGCAGUGCUAGGACCCCAGAAAGCAAAGAGAGAAAAGAAAAUAGUAGAAUAACAGUAGAAAGUGUUUUGUAAUGUAAAAGAUUAUUUCUCUUUUUAUUCAAAGGAGAAUCAGUUUGGUUUUUUUUGGUUUGGUUUUUUCUCUCCACAAAAUUAAUUCCAAUGCUCUCAUCUCCUCUUCUUCUCCCUCUUCCAGCACGACAUGAUCAGCAGCAGCAACAGCGUCUAUGGCUUAAAGAUGCAGUGGACCCCCGAGCACAGCCAGUGGGCCGAACAACAUUUCGACAUUUCCUCCACCACACGCUCACCAGCACACAAGGCUGAGGCCUACAGGGCGGUACCUGGCCACCUGCAGCGCUCCACCACCUACCAGUAUGCCUGGGCAAAUGAUGACAUUUCAGCCCUCACCGCCUCCAACCUGCUCAAGAAGUAUGCGGAGAAGUAUUCUGGUAUUCUCGAGAUGCCUGGCUCUUAUUCCGAGGCCCCCGGAGUGAUGAACGGGCGUAAAGGUGAAUCAGAGCCAUGGCAGGAUGGCGUUUACCCAAUGAGCUGCAUCCCAGAGGGGGUUUCGGUCAGAAAAGGAGGGGUAGCGGCAGCUUCAGAGGUGGUGUCUGGCAUGUGCAGCUCCCCUGGCCUCGCCUCCAGCACCCUGAGUGAGCCCAGCUACUCCAGCAGCUGUGGGAGCCACACUGCCACUGCCCUGCAUUCCUCGUCCAUGCCUCCCUCUCAGGAAUAUGGCCCGCCGUACAGUGGCUCCUACUUACACAGUAGUUACAGCUCCCAGUCUGCCCCUACCCCUGCUCUUCCCUCUCCACUACACAGUUCUGGACUCCUACAGCCACCUUCCCACCCCACAUUAGUCCCAGCUUACAAUGGAGGCUCCCCUAACUUGUCUAGUUAUAAUUACCCCCCAGCAGGCUACCCAGCUCAGAGCUCAGUCGGGCCAGGAUACAGCCCUGGGGGAGCACCCCCUCCGUCCUCAUACCUGCCCUCAGGCAUUGCUGCACCUACACCACUUCCUCCCUCCUCUGCUUUACCUGGAUACCCAUACCAGAGCCACAAUCUAACCCCAAUUGCCCCAACCCCUCUCAAUGGUAGCUCCUCCAACUCACUGAAGAGGAAAGCCUUUUACAUGACAGGCCAAGGAGAGAUGGACUCCUCUUAUGGUAACUUUGCCUAUGGUCAGGCUCGAAGCUCAGCUGAGAGCCCCAUGUACAGGAUAGCAGACAGCACCAGUGCAAACGGGGGUUCUAACAGCGCCGGUGGUGUUGGCUUUGAUAGAAGUGCUGAAAAGUCAUCUUUACCCUUUAAUCCUCAAAAACAGACCACAAUGGCUUCAGAGCAGCAACAGAGGAAGUACAACAGCCAGACAACAGGUGGACCACUCACUCCACCAGCCUUUGUCACCUCCACCUUAGGGGGUUCCCGCUCAGCAGACUCCCUUGCCAACUUUACUUCUCCCUCCCUUAGUGAGCAAAAUGCUGAUGAUCACCGUCUCCACCUCUCCCACUCAGCACCUGGAACCAACUCAUCCACGUCCUCCCGACCUGCAGAAGAGCAGCUAAAAACAAGCGACCCUCACCUUCUGGACAUGGUUACCUCUGAAAUUGUUCAACAGGGCCCCCCAGUGGAUUGGAGUGAUAUUGCAGGUCUUGAAAUGGCCAAGGCAACCCUGAAGGAGGAGAUUCUGUGGCCCAUCCUUCGCCCGGACAUGUUCAGCAGUUUAGGACCAACCCCACGUUGCGUGUUGCUGUUUGGCCCUCGGGGCAGUGGCAGGACGUUGCUGGGUCGCUGCCUGGCCAGCCAGCUGGGGGCACCAUUCCUGCAGCUCAGUGGUUCCACAUUGGCCACCAAGUGGCUGGCCGAGGGUGAGAAAAUUAUCAGAGCAUCCUUCCUGGUGGCCCGCUGCCGGCAGCCCUCAGUACUGUUCAUUAGUGAGGUUGACAUGCUGUUGUCUGCUCACCUCAGUGAAGAAAGUCCUAUCAAUCGACUGAAAGGAGAGCUACUCGCCCAGUUGGACUCCCUUCUCAUGGGCUCUGGCGAAGAUGGAGGCAACCAAGUGUUGGUGGUUUGCUCAACAAGCAGACCGCAGGACAUGGAUGAAGGCCUGCGCAGGUAUUUUGCUCGGAGGGUCCUUGUGCCCCUGCCAGAUAGUGGAGCCAGACACUUCAUCGUGAACCAGCUCUUGGCCCAAUCUCAACACAAAUACUGCUUGAGCGAAGAGGAGCUAGCUCUGCUGGUCCAGCGUACAGAGGGUUUCUCUGGACUGGAUCUGACCAGACUCUGCCAGGAGGCCCUCGUGGGUCUGUUACACAUCUCUGCACAGGGCAUGGACAUGACAGGUAUGAUGUCCAGGGGACAGAUCAGACCUCUCACUUACCAGGACUUUGAGAGUGUCUUUUGUAAAUUCCAGCCCAGUAUAUCGCAGAAAGAGAUUGACACAUACACUGAGUGGAACAAAAUGUUUGGCUGCAGCCAGUGAAGACAGAAUCCGCCCUUGAGAAAACUAGACAUCGACAAUUCCUUCCUCAGGGCAGAAGCAUUGUGCUGGAGGGAAAGGCCUGCAAGAAGGCCAACACAAGUCCACCGAGUUCUCACAAGCAGUGCCGAGAUGCUCCAAGAGACUUGCUUUGAUGAGACAACUGGCAGUUUUGGGAUUAAUGAGCAAGAGGUUUAAUUUGAAUGCUUGACACACCAGAAAGGGAGGCAUUGUUUACACAUUGCCAGCAAGUUGGCUUCAUACGAAAGAUGCCCCAGUGUCUGUGUAUAUAUAUCGUUAUUUUCUUGUUCAUUGGGAUUUUGUUUGUUUGGCUAUCCAAGUGCCUGAAGUGGUGCUUUCCUUUUCCUUUUUUUUUAUUUGCCUCACAAUCUACAUUCAUAGCAUGAGCUGUUGAUAAUUAAGAGCUUUAAAACUUCAGCGACGAGUCUGAACAACAGAGAUUGACGGUCGCCGUUCCUGGUGGUCAAUCGUCAUCAUUAAUUGUCUUGCUAAAAAAAAAAGCAGUAACGCAUCAGAGCGACAGUAGCCUGGGCUCGUACUUACGCUCAUCUCUCCUGAUCCUUUGUCUGCAAAACAAACAAACGUAACAAACAAAACUCAGGAAAGCGUUUGUGAAUUGUACAGUACCUCAAGAUAUCUUGACGAAAAGCACUAAGAUCUGAGAGAGGAAUCCGAGGUGGUUUGGCAGUUUAUGUCUAGCAAAGCAGCGUUAGGUGUACCUCAGCUGGCUAGGAUGAAUAGCAAAGAGAUGACAAUGAAUGUACUAGACAUGUUCUGGAUUGAUGCGAUAUCAUCAAUAGUGAGAAUACAAAACCUUAUUUCUUUCCUUUUUUCCUCCCAGCAGGUGUUUUUGUCACCUGGUUUUGUUUUGGUUUUUUUGUCGACCCGUGCUGAACCUUAUUUUGUUUGCUCUUAAAACGUUUAAACAGUGUUGACCAGCUUUGUUGGGGGUUUUGUGAGAAGGGCAGGUUUUGGGGGGUGUUGGGAGUUGUAUAUUUAUUCAAACAAAUAUAAUCAACAAUGUUUAUAUUAUGGAAUCUAGGUUAUAUGGUUAUGCUUCCUGGCGGUUCCAUUAGUUGGCUCACUUCUGCGCAAAAGACCUCAAAUUGCUCACAUGUCAUGUUGGUAAACUUGAUGCUCAAAACAGAUUAAAACCCAGAUUAAUUAAAGGAAUCGUUUUAGAAAAAUGUUUGCUCUCUUAUCUAGUGUUAGAUGAGAGACAACCGUUAUGUCUGCACACUAAAUACGCAGUUAGUGCUAGCAGCCAGUUAGCUCAUCUUAAUGGUGCUUUCAAAUGGGAUAGGGUUUACAAUGUUUACAAGAAGAGCGUCCCCUCAGUUGCAUGUUUUCUGAAUUGUUCAUUUCAGUCAUUUAAUAUUUGGCAUUGUCGAAUUUGUUUUCCCCAUUGACCAAUCUUUCGUCCGUCUUCAUCACUUACAUUACUUGUUUUUUUGUACGUGUCUAUGUUGCUGUUGCUUAGCAACAGUCUUCUCAUAACCCUAACUAUUUGAACAUCAAACAUGUCUUGGUCAUAAAUUCCGAUGUCGUGAACAUGAAGUCCCAUUUGAAAACACCAUGAAAAAAGAAAACUGGCUUUACAAAAUCUACUUACUGGCAUCUCUGACAGUUAUGUUUUAUGGGUUGUUUUUUUUUAUAUCUUAACCAAAACUGAAGAGUACAAAUAACAAGUUAAAUACUUGUGCUUGAAACCUUAUAUUGAAAGGACAUAUCUAUCCGAGUGGCAUCCACCUUCUCAUCAAUCUUUCAGCAAGAAGGUAAAUAGUCAAGGAAUAGUCCCCAAAAUGUCAAGCUAUUCAAAUCAAUCACAGUAAUAUCAAGCACAAUUUACUGUGUGUGGGUCUGAAAUUAAAAUUGUGACUUGAUAUCAUUUUGUCGGGAUUAUCACAGUGGAUUUCAGCCAGAAAUGCUGUAUUAGAUACAAUAAUCACAAUGUGUUGUGUUCAACUACACAACAGAGUUAAUUCCAGAUUUCCCCAGGAUACAAGUGGAAUUUUAUUUGGAUUCAUAUGGCAGUAUGGGUAUUGCACAGUUGCCUUGAUACUCUUGCUGAUUUUGUGCACUUGAAUUGGAUAAGCUAUUGAAAUGAACACCACUCCUGUAAUUUAAAUCAGACAUUCAUCCAGUACAUGCCUUCGAUGUCUUAUCAUUUUACAAGUGUGGAAAAUACUAAAUCAAGCUUUAUUUGCUGUUUUUGCCGGAGGUUUGUUUGAUAAUAGCAAUUUCCGCUGACCGUCAUUUCUGUAUCACAGUCAUUAUGUUAUUAUUAUACUAUUAUCUAUACCAUGUGAUUGUCCAUCCAAGGGAUUUAUACCCAGUUACCACAAUGGUUUUAAUCAGGCUACAUCUGAAAAUCGGUUCUAAAAGAAAAGUUAUCCAAAGUUUAUCAAAAGCAUAUAGCACCGUUCAUUUUUUGCGUAGAUCUGUAACUGAAUUGUCAGUGAUUAUUUUUUUUUUUUUUCCAUAUUUACACAGAUGUCAUGAAGCACAUAAUCUAUAGUAAGUGCAUUUUACUUUUCUAGUUUACUGGAAGGCUUUGUAACAUGAGUUUGGAAGUUUGGCACACGCCGUCACCCAUUGUAUUGCAUUGGAAUGUAUUUUGCCCCCCCCCCGGUCACUGUAAGAAGCAGUCCUUUAGCUCUACUCUUGUGGCAUGGAGGUAUUUAUCAUACGCGCACUAAAUAAUUUGUUUGUGUGUGAUAUUGUUUUUGUUGUAAUGUCUCACUUGACAGCACUUGCUUUCUUUGGAAGGAGAUUUUGUUUAUCUGAAGCAGUUUUAAUUGUGCUCUUUUUAAAUAACAAUAAUAAUAAUAAUGAUGAUGAUGAUGAUGAUGUCCACACAAGAGUUGCGUACAGUGUGUGUGUAGGUGGGUGGUGGAAGGAGGUUCUGCUGAGCAUCAGCAAAACUGACGGAAAGGAAAGACAGCCAGGCAAUGUGGCGGCAGCACAAUGGGGAAAGCAGAGUGGUCCGUCAGAAAACCACCCUCAAAACAAUCUGUACUAGAAUUCCUUCUGUCAGCAAAUCCUCUGGAGAGAGAGAGAGAGAGUGAGAGAGAGAGAGAGUGAGAGAGAGAGAGAGUCCCUUCAGACAGAAAAACUGACUAAUGCACUUCAGAGCACACAACAUCAGCACACACAUUCUCUCUCACACCCUGCUCUCCACAUCAGUACCACACCAAACACACUGCCCAAUGCUACGCUUGUCUGUCAUGUUUUGUGCUCCUUCUUUUAAGUCUUUCUUCUACAUGGUUGUAAAAAUCUAGCCUUUGUUUGUUUUUUUUUUCUUUCUUUUGUUUCGUCAGUAAACCUUUCCCCAUGUGGACGCUAGAGUUCUUUGCAGCAUUUCUACCUCAUGGCUACAAAACACGCGUGGUAUUUGAUUUACAUCUUUUCCCAAAUGUCAGACAUUUGUAAAAUAAAAAAAAUAAAAAAAAUACAUUCGGG
Solea solea (common sole) is the source of this 6003-nucleotide messenger RNA. Its product is annotated as fidgetin-like. Gene Ontology annotation, molecular function: ATP binding; ATP hydrolysis activity; microtubule severing ATPase activity. The record is from RefSeq and is a predicted model, not a curated record. The coding region runs from base 244 to 2523 and encodes 759 amino acids. The transcript has 2 exons. Lineage: Eukaryota; Metazoa; Chordata; Actinopteri; Pleuronectiformes; Soleidae.